Trichobilharzia szidati is the source of this 378-nucleotide messenger RNA. NCBI's taxonomy places the organism in Eukaryota, Metazoa, Platyhelminthes, Trematoda, Strigeidida, Schistosomatidae. The record is from the annotation of a GenBank genome assembly.
AUGACUACCUAUGCAUAUAAUGACGUUUUUUUCUGUUCAUUUAAGGUACGUGAAUUUCUUAUCAGUGUCUACGUAGAACCUUUUCAAAUUCGUCCAGCGUAUAUCUGGCACUGGGCUGUACAUUCACUUCAACGAGUCGAUGCUAUUGCAACAGUUGGACAGUUAUCCGCUCCAUUAGGAUUAUUAUUACGUACAGAUGACUGUUCUCCAAAUAUUGGUACAAAACGUGUCAGUGUAUACACUAGUCAUCCCAACGAAGUUAUAAUUGGUACAGAAUUUAAUUCAAGUAGCUUUCAACAGAAUCCUAUGGGGAAAGAAUUAACAUUAUCUGUUUCAUCACGUUCUGUUUAUGAAUUGAAGGUUGGUUUAUUUUGUUAA